UACGUUACAAAGUCUUCCGUUCCGUCGGUUCAGUCGACGAGCAAUGGCGGCGGGACCGGUGUCCGGACAAGACUUUUCUCAAGAAUUGUCAGAAGUCCCGGUCUUUAUAUAUGUUGCUAGUUGCUGCUUGAUAACUAUCAGUGUGAUCGUUGCAUCUUGGCUCGCAUACAAGAGAGAUUGCAAGCAGUUUUGGCACCAUGCUGUGCGCUUACCUUCUCGCAUGCCACAACCGUAUUGGUAUAUGAUUUCGAUUUCCACGGGAUGUCGACCCUGGGCAGGACAUGAAGGAGAUAUUUUUCUUCGUAUGGUUGGUUCACGAGCAGAUAGUCGGACGUUUAUAGUCAAUGGCGAGGUUCAUUCUCGACUGUGGGAAGCCGAUUCGCAUCUUUAUCUCUAUUCAUCAUCGUGGCCUCUAGGAGAAAUUAAUUAUGUUAUUGUUGCAUGUCGGUCUGCCAGCCGUAAAAAACGGUGGUAUUUGAGCAGCGUGCAAGUAAAAUUUGUUUCAUUGGAUCCCGAAAAAGAGAAGGAAUGGUAUUUUCCAUACCACGAAUGGAUCGAAGUAUUUCACGAUCCAGUGAAAGUUACACUUUGUAACGUGAAUCACGAUCACGAUAUCAACAGAAGAUUGAUGCUUGGAUGGCUUGGUCGGUGUGUAUCAGAUUUUCAUCUGUGGACCUCCAUCUUCACACCUAUCAAAUAUACAAGCUUUCGACGCAGCGACAGAAUUGCAUGUAUAUCUGCACAAUUUGCUGGAUCAUUAAUGUAUAUUGUCGUAAUAAAUGGCAUGAUUCCACAGUUGGGUGCUAUUGUUUUGGGAUUAUUUGGUGCAUCCUGUGCUAUUGUUCCAGUUGCAACCGCGGAAGCCGUACUACGACGUGUAGAAUGGAAGCGAAAGAUUCUUUUGGAAGAUGUUAGAUGGUAUAAAGCGGCUGAAGAGGAUGACGAGAGUCAAAUCACAAAACCUAGGACUUAUCGACAAUACGUAUUAAAACCAUCGCAUAAGAAAAUGAACUACAACCUCAUGUUUCAGGACGAAAAUCCUCGCAAGAGGAAGAAGAAGGAUAAAAAGUUGACGGAAAUAAUUGAAGACGAUGGCAAAUUUUGGCAUUGGCUUGAUCCAGACAUUGAUCUUCCACCUGUGAUUGAAAACAGUCAAUCUACAAUAAACGUAGUGGAGACAGAAUCGAAAAAAUCAGUUCAAGAAGAAGAAGAGGAUGAAGAAUAUACAGAGGACGAAGACGAAGAUACUUGGACAGGAAAAUUAAAGAAAAAAAUGAAAAAGCUUGUUCCUUGGAAAAGUCAAGAAGCAGAAGAUUCGGAUGCAUUAGAACCUGAUCAGAAACUUUUGACGAAAGAUUUUCCACCAGGCAGUUUACCCCCAGAAUUGACAGCAACCAAAGCUCACCAGUUGGAAAACAUCAUUCGACCUGUAGCUGUGGAAGAUAUCCAGGCAGUCAGAGUUUCUGAUGAAUUUGGAAGAGAAGGUGUUGUUGACUCAAACAGAAGCGAAGAUUCAGAGGAUGAUGAGAAAGGCAAAUCAAAGGAGGAAACUAUCCUUUACGUUGGAGAAGGUUUUUUGGUUCAGCCGGUUUCUGUGUGGCAGGUUGACAGCGAUUUUUCUAUCGACAGUUUAGAUCUGAAGGGAACAGACUUAUCUGAAUUUACAGCUAUGGAAUCUAUGCCUGCUGCUGAAUUCGAAGGAUUUAAGAAAAGAAAAGUAACUGCUAGCAAAACAGUUGAAUUCACGCAAUCUGAAAUGCAAAUUCGAAACAUGAUGGAUCUGGGAAGAAGAGGAGGAAUUGCUGAAAUACGUGACACAGUGUCGGAUGAUGCUGAUAAAUGGGGAGAAGAUAAUUAUGGAAACGAAGAUGAAAUUCCUCUUCCACGAAAGAUUAGUUUAUUGACUGCUGAAGAAAAUGAGCUGGUCAGUUGGGUUUAUUAUGAUCGAUGUGUCCAUGGCAACAAGUGGUUGAAACGAGAAACACCUUUAUCUUCAGUUCUGGUGUCAACAGAAGACUCUGGAGGAGUUCGAGAUGUUGAUUGGUGGGGAGUUGAUAUCAGCUCGGAUGGGGAAGAUGGAUCAAUUCGAAAAUAUGCUGAUGUGUUUAGAUCAGAGGACUAUUUCAAGAAAAAAGACGCAGUUCGAGAGCUUCGAAAACUUUAUCCAGAACCAGUGCCGAGAGAGAGGAUAUUCUCGAUGUUGAUGUUUCCUGAUUACGUCACAAAGCUCAGUCAAGCGUAUGAUCAAAUGGUUGUUGAUCCAGAAUGUUGGUCUGCUCUUGCUGAUUUCUACGCAGAAUGGGCAGAUUCUGAUGAUGGCCCUCUGUUAUUUUGUGAAGCUUGCAUUAAUGUAGCAAAACUUUCAACUGGCGGAAAGAUUGUUCAUGAUAUACUAUCUUGUGGAAGAACAUCAACAGCAUGGACAGCACUUGUAUGUGAGCUGACUCAACGUUUACGUUAUCAAGGCGACAAUGUUGAAAGGUUAAAGGAAAAAUACGGACUUGAAAAUGAAUGUCUAAUCAAUGCAACAGCAAAAUCACAUGGAAAUAGUGAUUGUUCGGUGGAAAUCGACCCUGGGAUUAUAAAAAUGCCUCAGAGUGCUUUUGACAUUGGAAAUUUACCUUCAAUGGAAUCCAUUUCUGAGGUUGAUCCGGAAACAAAACCCUCUCUGACAUGUGUUUAUACCGAAUUGGAGCGAUUAUCGGAAUGGAGAAAAAAGCUGUCUGAAUUGGACAUCGUUCUCAAAGGUUGUCCUAUGAGUGAACUAAAGGACGAAGAAGCGAGAAAAAUGUCAAGAUUUUAUCGAAAAAUGAUUACAGCACCCGGAGGCUGUGCUUUAUUUAGUGAACUGAUGCGACAGAUAACUAUUUCCAACAACAAAGGUCGUCGCAUGGUUUGUCGAAUUAUUCGCUAUGUUGCUGGACACAAUGAUGGAAUCCCUUUUCUAAAUCAACUUUUGAAAGGAUUAGGAUUGACAGGAAUCAGUGGACGGAAAAUCCUCGUACGAAUUUUCAACCUGAUUGAAAAUCGAAAACCAUCUGGACCACGAGUUUUGACCAAUCUCGCUAAUGCAUUGGAAAUGGUGGAAAUAGGUAAAUUAGUGUUAAAAGAUCUUCAAAUCGAUGCUGCAAGAGCUCACAGAAGAGCACAUGAAGUCAGACAAUCAAUCAGGCGACAUCUAGAUCCUAUUAUACGGAUAAAUCGACAAAGUGUUUGCCAGCUUGUUAUCUCUCUCAAUGAAAUUGCAAAAUAUAUGCUUGGUGUUGCCAACAAUGCACGUUCCGUUUUGGAAGGUUCUGAAACACAAUCGGGUCAAGAUCCCACGACAGGGAAUGGUAUCCGAGACAUUGUUCAAAAUAAAGAUGUGGCCACUAUUGAUGAUCCUCGACCGGUCAAUGAUAAUUUGUGGAAUUCUGAAAGAAAUUGUUGCAGAAAUUACAUGGAUUUACAACAAAGGAUAAAUCAGAGUGUCCCUACUAGAAAGAAGAGUGUCAAAGAACCAGAGUAUUUCCAAUUGACUGAUUCCAGCUCGGAAGUUCCUUUUGUCCGGAGGCAACCUCCCAAAAAGGAGGUUCCACUUGUUUCCGAUCUUUGGCAGCCGAUUGACGGCCGAGGCGACAUUAUCAAUAUCUAUAAGAAAGGUGAUGAAACUCCCGCGCCAAUCCCAAUUAGGUCAGAAGAAGGUUUUUCAUUGCCAUGUAAACCAAAAAUUCAUUGUGAGAAACAGAAAAGGAUGAAUUUGAAUGAAUUUUUUCUUCAGUCUAAAGACUAUGAACGAUUCAACAUAGAUUUUCGAUACAAACCUUCUGUAGAUUUCAAAAUUCCAGAGCCAAAUCAUCACCAUGAGAAAUUUGACUUUGAUCGUGAAAUUUCUCGUUGUUGGAAGCCACCAAUUUCAACAAUUCGUCGAAACGCUUAUGUCGGCAAUCAAAACACCCCCACCGACCAAGAGCAAGCUUGUGUGAAGUGGGGUAAAGAUUACAACCCCGAAAACGCAGAAGAUUGGGGUGGGGUAGCUAUGUGCACUUGUCACGACAAAAGCUACAUUACAAAAGGAAAAGACGGGAAACAUCACUGUCUUAUUUGUUCUAUUGCUGAUAAGCUGAAGAAAGUGGACAAUCCUCAACAAGUAGUCGAUAUUUUAACCAACGAAUGUGAAACCUUUCCAGAAAAAUCUCUCAACGAGUUGAAACAGCUACCUGUCCUGGAGAGAGAAACUAUAAAAAAGAUUCAAGAAGCAAUGCAAACAAAAGCAGAUAUUGCGCCAACACCAAGUGGCUUUGCAUCUACUUCCGAAGAAGGAAAAGAUCAACCUAAAUAUAAAGCUGAUGUAAUCAAUAUAGAAAAUGAGCGUGCACCUAUGCCGAGUGGCCAAAGAGCCGACGAUAAUGUUCCAGAUGGUAUUACAAAUGAAAAGUUUCCAUUUUGUGGUACUAGGACCGAGAAAGUGUGUACAUGUAUCGGUGGCGAUAAACAACGAAAAAGUGUUUCGCUUUUUGCUAAAUAUUUGGCAAUGUUUAAUCCAGAUAAAAAUAAUACAGAUAAUGUUGCUUCUUCUCCCGAGACUGCGGACUCAAAAAUCAACCACGGAUGCUUAGAAGGGACUGAAAAAAUAAUCAGCCCUUCGAAGAUUUCUCCUGAUACAGCUUUGCGGAGACGCCAGGAAGCCAAAGAUGUUACAUUCACUUCCAAGUCGCCAUCAGAGUUUUAUCAGCAUAACCAAAAGACCACGGAGACUGUUACCCAGGACUACCAAUUUCCAACCCACGAAAAAACAUCUUCAGAAAAAAUAGGUUUGUUACAAAGGAAGAACGACACAGAAUAUUGGGGAAGAGAUGAUUCUGAAGUCAGUAUAUUUUCACAUCCACCAGUGGCAACAGAAUCGAUUCAUUGUAAAGAAUGUGGUGGUCUUCUUAUGCCUGCUGAUAAUGGAGAGCUGAAUGCGUACAAUUAUCUUUCCAAGAAUGGUGAAAUAUCAAGACAGGAAGACGGAAUCACGAUUGAUUCAUCAUCAGCAUCGUUCCAAGAAUUUGAAAGCGAUUCUACUAAUAAAGCAAACAACAAAAUUACCCUUGAAAAUGCAAUGGGAUGUUGUAAUACACCCGGUUGUUAUGCUCGCAUACCAAGGAAUUGUAGAUACCGAUAUGGUGACGUGAAAGCAAAAGAAAAACAAAUGCAAAAAUAUCACAACAGAGUUAAAGAUAUUGAGGAAGACAUCAAGGGGCGAUACAAGGAGUGGAUAAAAGACUCACCCUGUGGGAAACCUGUUUGUACAAAAGUACAUAAAUCUGGAACCGAUUCGCAGAUAUCCGAUACCGAACAAAGUGACGAAUCGACAUUAAAAUUGCCGGAUGUUGGAUUCCAAUUGGUUUCAGAAUCAACUGGACGUAUUGUGAAUCCCACAAAGAAUUAUCCUAUUACUGCAAAAUCUCUGAAAGUUGAAGAAAAUAGAAAACUUCUUGAUGAAGUUUGUGAUCUGUGCAAGUUGCCAAAGUUCGAAUGCUGUGACGUCAAUGAUAGCGACGAUUCUACGAAACAAAAGCAAAUCGCAGGACGUUAUUGCUUAUGUCGACAUGUUGAUGAUUCCAUUGAUGGAAAGUUUUUUACAGUUCUUUCAUCAAAUGAGAAACCACAUAGUGUAUGCUCAGAAUGUCAUGUCAGAGUUGGAACGCAACAACGACCUCCUUGUGUUCGAUAUUUGCUUCCUUUGAAGAUAGUGCGUUGUUACGAAAAUACAUUGGCUAAAUAUGGAAAGCCUCUACCUGAAUCUUCAGACUCUGGUUUAUCUAUGGAUACAGCAAUGGAUAUGCACAACGAGGAUGAUUUAUUUCCACUUAAUGAAACUGAGCAGAUGACAUUGCUCGAUUUGAUGGGAUUGUCAAGCAAACCAGGCAAAAAGCGACGCCGUAGUUGCAGACCAAAACGAACACCGGAGAAGAGCUCAUCAUUGACAACUGUUGAGAAUUGUUCCGUUUGCUCAAGUACAUCUAGUGGAGUGUGUUGUCACGUACAUUCUUCGAGAUUAUUACCAGUUUUGCAUUUACAAGGAUUCACAUGCAAAAAUUCAGAGCAGUACUCAGAUAAGAAAGAUUAUCCUGCUUUGACAUUCAAAUGGUGGCAGAGCCACGAGAAAUCACUCCAAGCCAUGCAAUCUUGUGCUGAUGCUUGUGUUUGUCUCCGCAUUAUUCUUGAAAAAGAUAAAUCGAAAGCUCUGACUGAUCAUGAAAUAUCUUGCAAGGUAUGUUCAGUAGUUGGCGGUGAUGGUACUGACGGACAAUGUGGUAAAUUACUUGGACCUCGAUACAGUGAAUUCUUACCGAUUGUUUGGCGAUCGGAGAUCCGAUCGAUGGGUCGGCGAGGCGAGAGGUCAUCGAUCGUUGAAUUGCGCCGACCUCGAUUUUACAAGCAGCUCAUCAAUGCUAUUGUCGAAAGUACUCGAAUGUUGCUUUUGACCCCUGAUCUUCGACCUCAGCGUUUAACACCUGCUAUGAGCAUCUACGAUAGACUUUUUCCUGCUGCAAAAGAUGAACCAGGUUCUUCCAAUGAUGACUCAGAGAUGGAGAGAGCACAAGAAGGGGGAGAGGAAUAUGUUACAACAGCUCAUGUUGCGAGAUUAGCUCAUUUCCGCGCAAUGAUGAAAUGCCUCAAUGAUAUCCAGUAUGAAGGAUCUCGUUUACGUUCGUGCAAGCUUGUUGGCGAUCGUGAUGUUACUCGAGUAACGUUGCUUGAUCAACAAAAACAUGAUAAAAAGGAAGAUAAAUUGAAGGAAAAAGAAUUGAAUGACAGUGGGAACGAAAGCAUUACAAAAAAUGACAAAGUUGUUUCGCUGAUUGACUUGAUUAUAAACUUCAUAAAGAACAAGGCCUGUGGAAGCAUUUUGGAUUGUCGAGAGCUGUUAGAAGCACCUUGGGAACUGCCUGCAGAACAACAACAAAUUGCUGGACGGAUGUUGAAGAAAAUUGAUUCAGUUUUAAGCGGAAAGUCGGAAUCUUCAUUCAAGGCUGCCGAUAAAUUAUCAACGUGGGACGAUUCACUUUCAUGUAUAGUUGAUGCUUACUUGAAUGAAGUUGUUUUUCGUGCCGUGGCUCAAAACAAUAUCCUGAAAGCAAUUAGAAGAAGCAGCACAGCGAAAAGACAAAUGCUAAAAGUUGCUGAUUUAUCACGUAUCGUCGUUGCCAGGCUCGUGAGAUUUACAGAAUUGGCACAAUCGGCCACUUCCAAUUUGAAAGGGGCAAUAAAGGAUGGCCUUGCUGCAGUAGAUGGAAAUAACAACAAAGAAAAUCUUGACAAUGUUUCCGAAAAAUCAGCUUCUAAACGUACUUCUCAAAGAAAGAGUACAGAGGAACUCGACGCACAAAGCAAAGUCGUGAAAUCUCACAUUUCUGCCUUGUUACGCACUGGACGUGAUGACAGGCGUGCUACGCUGGAUGACGUAUUUAUUUCAUUUGAACGUUUACGCUGUGAUGUCCUCGACGACUUAUCAGAUGCUGCUACUUUGGUGAAACAAACUUCUGAUCUCGGUGAUGAUCGUGCUUUGUGGCUGCUUAAUUCCGCAAAUGCGCGAUUUUGUGACAAAAACGCAAGUCAUGCAGAAGAAUUGAAAUGCUGGACGGAGUCGGAGAUAGAUCACAGUGAAAUUGAAAAAGAUUUUUCAAUUAUUGAACGAAUUGAUGGAAGCGAUCAUAGUAGUGAUACAUCACAGCAUACGGAGGAAGUUGCAUCACUUUGGCCAGAUCUCAAUCGAAUAUUGCUGAACCGCGAGCAAACCGAAGAUAAAAGUUCCAAAAAUAAUGGCGACACAGCACGCAGUACCACUGAGCUAUCGGAAACGGAUCAGCAGUCAAAUGUGGAAGAAUCGCUCGCGAACGCUUUGUUGUUGUCUGAAAGAGCAAAACAAUGGCAAGAUGGAAGCAUUCCACAUCCCAGUUCUGGAGUCAUUGACAAAUCGAUGGAAUCGGGUUUGAAUAAAACACAGAGUGCUGAUACACGAAGCUUUGCUACUUGUGUAACCCGUCCCAAUGAUUCAAAGAGAAUUACUGCACUGGAUGCCGUAAAACAAUCAUCUGAUUUGAGGGAUGUUUCCAUUAAAUCUCCUCCACCGAGUGCAUCUGGUCGUUUUACAGCUAAUAAAAUCAACACAGGAACACAAGAUUUAAAAUUUGGAAGAAAUGAGUUAGUUCAAGAGGAGUUGAUAGAGGAAAUUAAUAAAAUGACUGAAGAAGAAUUACCACAUAGAUUUCACAGCGUUUUUAAAUUAACUUCUUUAACGGAUUUCAAGCAAGACAAGCACACAAGGACAGCUCUUCAAGCAGACAAAGGCAAGGGAAUGUUGCAAUGUAUAUUUGGCACCGAUAUGACAGAGGUUGAAAUGGUCGAAGCAUUUCACGACAAUAUUCGGACUUUGUUGAAAUGGCAGAAAAGUAGAUUCCCUGUGUGGGCAGGACUUGUUGCUCGUCUAAUGCUGAUUUUGUUCACAGUUGGCAGUGCGAUUGGUGCAUGCUUUUUUCCAUUCUUUCUUGAAGCAAGGAACUACGUUUUGUUGUCUGCAAUUCCAGUAGCCAUAUUUGGGCACGGACUUGUGUUAGAACCUUUGAAAUGUCUUUUCGUUUCAUGGAUAAUGUUUUUAUCAAGGCAUAAAUCUGCUUUCCAUAACAACCCUGUAUAUAUGAAAAGCAGUGUACAUCUUCUUCGACGAGCUCGACUUUCCCAUCCGAGAGUUUCAGAUGAGUUUCGAAUAAUAACAGAGGAAGAUCCAGAGGAAGAUAUGAACGCAAAAGGAGACCUGGGUGACGAAUACUAUUACAAGUUUUGUGAUAAUAAAGCUAGUACUCGAUUAUUCGACAGAAGACGACGAAAACUUCCUGUGAUGACAGAACACGAUCUCUCACUGGAUCUCCACGCUGUGACGUCAUAUGGUGCACUACCAGGCGCGAUUCCGAAUGAGAUUACACCUUCCUCGUCAGAAGCUGUUACUUCAACACACAGUGCCGAGUUUAUUUCUUUGCCACCAGAUGAAACGUCGGAUUUUGGAGGUUACAGACGUGAUGCGAUCGACAUGGGUGGCAACAAAUCUCAAAGUGUUUCUGUCACAUCUUCUGAUAAACCAGAGGAUAUGUCCAAUUUACAGCCGGAUGUAAUCGCCAGCGAGUUGGAUGUUGAUUUGAGCUCUUCCAUCUCAUCAGAAGAAAAACCUAAACACACUCCUAUUAUUUAUUGCAGAUACAGCAAUAUGCCUUCUCAGUAACAUAAUAUUUAAUUCAAAAUAUAUUUAUCAAAGUGUAUUUUUAUUGCCUUACUGUUUCGAAUAAAUAGUAAUGCUAAAAUUUCA
Styela clava is the source of this 9328-nucleotide messenger RNA. RefSeq lists its product as uncharacterized. The record is from RefSeq and is a predicted model, not a curated record. NCBI's taxonomy places the organism in Eukaryota, Metazoa, Chordata, Ascidiacea, Stolidobranchia, Styelidae. Gene Ontology annotation, molecular function: protein binding.